GGGGCGAGGGCGAUGGCGGCGGCGGAGGGUGGCGGCGGCGGUGCGGGACGGCGACUGCCGCCGCACUCGCCCUCGGGCCUGGUGCUGCAGACGGUGGAGAUGCACACGGGCGGCGAGCCGCUGCGCAUCAUUCCGCGGCUGGAGGAGGCAGAGGAGGCAUCGUCGUCUGGGGCGAUGUCACUGCUGUCGCUACGGCGGGAGGUGGCAGCCACGCGGGACCACGUGCGGCGGGCACUGGUGCACGAGCCGCGGGGCCAUGCUGGCAUGUAUGGGGCUGUGGUGGUGGCCAGCGGGGCGGCCGCUGCCGGUGCCGACCUGGCGGCCCUCUUCCUGCAUGGCGCCGGCUACAGCACCAUGUGCGGCCAUGCCGUCCUGGCCCUCGGCCGCUUCGCCCUCGACUACGGGCUGGUGGCAGCCCCCAGCUGCCCUGAGACUGCCGUCCGCCUGCGCUGCCCCUGUGGGCCUGUCACUGCCUUCGUGCCCUGGGAUGGCCACCGCAGCGGCAACCCUGUCCGCUUCCACAGCGUGCCUGCCUUCACCGCUGCCACCGACUUGACCAUCAACGUCCCUGGUCAUGGGAAGGUGGUGGUUGACAUCGGCUAUGGUGGCACUUUCUACGCCUUCGUCAGCGCUGAGCAGCUGGGCCUUGAUGUCUGCUCUUCGAAGACCAGAGACCUUGUCAGUGCGGCCAGUGCGGUGACUAAAGCGGUGAAAAACCAGUUCAAGCUUCAUCACCCUGAAAGCGAAGACCUGGCUUUCCUCUACGGCACCAUACUGACCGAUGGGAAAGAUGCCUUCAGUGAGGAGCCCACCACCAACAUCUGCGUGUUUGCAGAUGAACAGGUUGACCGAAGUCCUACAGGUUCAGGUGUGACAGCUCGCAUCGCCUUGCAGUACCAUAAGGGACUCAUCCAGCUGAAUCAGACCAGAAGCUUUCGGAGCAGCACCACGGGGUCCUUGUUCACCGGGAAGGCAGUGAAGGAAGCCAAGUUUGGGGACUACAGUGCUGUCAUUGUGGAAGUCUCGGGAGAAGCCUUUUACACUGGUACAGCCACCUUCACUGUUGAAGAGGAGGACCCACUGAAAUACGGCUUCUUCUUCAAGACUAGGAACAAUGUGGCAGCCUACCUCUCGGUCCCGGGCCGCCAGCUGGAGUCCCGGAGCCGGGCUGACCGCAUCCGGGAGCGCUAUGUCAACCGGCACAGUGGACCCCCGGGCAGUGCCCCGUCUUCCUCCAGCCCGGCAAGCGGCGGAGAGGUGGCCAUGUGGGCCUGCAAGAACCCUGCUGUACUCUUCUGUCGGGAUGGGCAACCAGACACAAUCUCUGAGGCCGCAUUUCAGGCCAAGGCGGACACUGUCGACACCAGCCUCUGA
This is a messenger RNA of Charadrius vociferus (killdeer), 1374 nucleotides long. RefSeq names its product L-3-hydroxyproline dehydratase (trans-) (gene L3HYPDH). The transcript has 6 exons. Lineage: Eukaryota; Metazoa; Chordata; Aves; Charadriiformes; Charadriidae. The record is from RefSeq and is a predicted model, not a curated record. The coding region runs from base 13 to 1374 and encodes 453 amino acids. Gene Ontology annotation, molecular function: hydro-lyase activity.